UACCCAAACCCAUAACCCACACAAUUCACCAACUCUAUUACAGCACACACAACACACGUAUAUAUAUAUAUAUAUAUAUGCAUGCAACACUCGAGAAUUCAUCAUCAUCAUCAUCUGAUCCUUGAAUCUUCCUCCAAAUUUCAGCUUUCUCCUCCUUCAAUCCUAUUCAAAACCCUAAUUUCUUACAGAAGAAAUGGAUAUUGAGAAGGCAUCGAGAAGACAAGAAGAGGAACCCAUUGUUCAAAAGGUGAAGCUGGACAAAGGCAAAGGGAAAGCUGUGUUUGCUCCUCCGGCUAACUAUAAGGAUGUCCUGGACCAAAGGAAGCAAGAACAAGUGAAAGCCGACGGCUUGAAGAGAGGUGUGGCCAUUUUCGAUUUCGUCCUUAGACUGAUUGCGGCCAUUACCGCCAUGGCCGCAGCUGCGAAAAUGGCUACCACCGACGAGACUCUUCCGUUCUUCACCCAGUUUUUGCAGUUCCAAGCCGACUACACCGAUCUACCGACUUUCUCGCUUUUCGUCAUAGCAAAUGCGAUCGUUGGAGGGUACCUCACCCUCUCCUUGCCCUUCUCCAUCGUCUGCAUCAUCCGCCCUCUCGCCGUGCCUCCGAGGCUCUUCUUGAUCAUCUGUGACACGGCGAUGGUGGCGGUGACGACGGGGGUCGCGGCUGCAUCAGCUGCGAUAGUGUACUUAGCACAUAACGGGAGUCCGAGCGCCAACUGGCUGCCCGUAUGCCAGCAGUUCGGAGAUUUCUGUCAGGGGACAAGCGGAGCUGUCGUGGCUUCCUUCAUCGCGGCUGCCCUUCUCAUGCUCCUCGUUGUCUUGUCCGCUUUUGCUCUCCGGAGAUGAUCAUCAACUUGAAAGAUUUGAUAUGAAACCACAUACACACGCAUAUAUAUACAUACAUAUAUAUAUAUACAGUUUCAUCAUUUUACGUGUGUUUUCUUUUCAGGAUCUCAAUUUGUCUGCUCCUUUUGUUUUUGUUUCCGAAUUCAUUUGUGUGAUUUGGUCUGUUUUUUUCUAAUGUUUGUGUAAUUGUAAAUGUUGGAUUUAAUUGUGAACGGAAGUUUAAAGUCUUCCAUUCUAUAUAUAUCAAUC
Molecule: messenger RNA, 1096 nt
Organism: Tarenaya hassleriana
Lineage: Eukaryota; Viridiplantae; Streptophyta; Magnoliopsida; Brassicales; Cleomaceae
Product: casparian strip membrane protein 3
Exons: 3
Coding region: 194-847 (217 amino acids)
Source: RefSeq, a predicted model, not a curated record